Molecule: messenger RNA, 372 nt
Organism: Filobasidium floriforme
Lineage: Eukaryota; Fungi; Basidiomycota; Tremellomycetes; Filobasidiales; Filobasidiaceae
Exons: 1
Coding region: 1-372 (123 amino acids)
Source: RefSeq, a predicted model, not a curated record
AUGUUCACCCAAGCCGACGCCGAGAUGCUCGUCAGAGUUCUCACCUCCACUCAGGACGUCAAUCAAAAUCUGACCGACGUCAACACUCUCAAAGCCAACGUCAACACUCUCAAAGCCGACAUUGCGACCCUCAAAGCUGACGUUGCGGCCAUCAAAGAUCAGAACAAGGCCACCGAUAAGAAGUUGGACAUCACAAAGACCCUCAAAGCCGACAUUGCCGCUCUCAAAACUGAUAUGAAGACCAUCGAAGAUCAGCACAAGGCCACCAACAGGAAAACGGACAAGAUGAUGGUGAUCUUGGUUGACAUCAGGAGUAGUAUUGCUGUACAGAAGCGUAUCAAUAAACAGGUGAUCAGGAUUCUCUUCAUCUGA